This is a messenger RNA of Racocetra fulgida, 279 nucleotides long. Lineage: Eukaryota; Fungi; Glomeromycota; Glomeromycetes; Diversisporales; Gigasporaceae. The record is from the annotation of a GenBank genome assembly.
UUGUCAUUAUCUUUGUUAACUGAUACAGCAAUUAAUAAGGCUCUAUAUAUGCUUGAAGAGAAAUAUGAAAAACUAAAUGAUGGUGGAUCAAAGGCCACAUUUUUGAGUAAAAUUGAAGCACUAAUCAUUGAAGAAAUUGUGACACCAAAAGCACUGUUAUGCAUCAAAAAUAAAGGUCGGUCAGCUUUCCUUAAGCGAGAUCUUUUUCUUAGCGAAUGCCAAGAUAAAGAUGCUAAAAAAAAGAAAAAAGCUAUCCAAACUCAAAAUCAAUCAAGAUAA